Fibroporia radiculosa is the source of this 1305-nucleotide messenger RNA. RefSeq lists its product as uncharacterized. Gene Ontology annotation, cellular component: cytoplasm. The transcript has 2 exons. The record is from RefSeq and is a predicted model, not a curated record. The coding region runs from base 1 to 1305 and encodes 434 amino acids. Gene Ontology annotation, molecular function: exopolyphosphatase activity. NCBI's taxonomy places the organism in Eukaryota, Fungi, Basidiomycota, Agaricomycetes, Polyporales, Fibroporiaceae.
AUGGAGUCAGAUGCGCUUGAUCCUGCGGCCGCAAGUGCGUCGAGAUCGCUCCCUGAUUUCCUACGCGAGACCAAGCGGGAAUACAUCGACGCAGUGAAGGCUGGAAAGGGUGGGGAAUGGACCGUGGCGAUGGGCAACGAGGCAGGUGAUCUCGACUCUGCGGCCAGUGCUAUUGCCUACGCGUGGUAUGCAGGCACAAUCCGCCACUCGCCUACCGUUCCCCUCGUCCAAACUCCCCGCAGCGACCUCCACCUCCGUGCAGAGAACGAGCACGCUCUCGCCCUCGCCAAUGUCGACGCGCACGACCUCCUCUGCGUCGACGACGUCCCUCAAGCCCCAUCUGCUCCGUUCCCCUCCACCCGCUUUGCGCUCGUUGACCACAACCGCCUUGCGCAACUCUUCAGCGUGGACAAUCCCGUCGCACGUGUCGUCGCCAUCGUCGACCAUCACGAGGACGAGGGCCUCUAUCGCGGCGAGGCACACCCCCGCAUCGUCGUCAAGGGCGUCGGCAGCUGCGCUUCGCUCGUUACACAGCUCCUCGAGGAGCACUGUCCCGAGCGCGUUCCACCCGAGCUCGCGACGCUCCUCCUGGCCGCGAUCCUCGUCGACACGGGUGGGCUCGUCCCCGGCGGGAAGGCCGUCGACGCGGACCACCGCGCCGCGGCAUUCCUCGCCCCCCGCAGCACCCUCUCUGCCACAUCCUCCUCGCUCCACGCGUCCCCCGCGAUCCGCACGCUUGCAGACACGCUACAGCACAAAAAGGCGUCCGUCGCGCACCUCGGCACGCGCGACCUCCUCCGGCGCGACUACAAGGAGUACGCGCUCGCCCCCUCCUGGGCGCCCACGCCCGUGCUGCGCGUCGGGCUCGCGUCCGUCCCGCUCGCGCUGGGCGUGUGGCUCCCCCGCGAGGGAGGCGCGUUCGCCGACGCGGCGCAGGCGUGGAUGGACGAGCGCGGACUCGCGGCGCUGGGCGUACUCACCUCGUUCCGGGAGGCGGGGAAGGCGAACGGGCACGGGCACGGGAAGCACCGCCGCGAGCAGCUGUGGACUAUCCGUGUGCGCGAUGAUGGCGAGCGCGAGCUGGCGACGCGCUUGGUUCGUGGGCUGGAAGGGAGUGCAGAGUUGGCGCUGAAGGAGAGGAGGUGGGCGAAGGUGGGGGCGGAGGAGGAUGCUGGGUUUGGACCGGGUAUAGAGGUGCGUGUGUGGAAGCAGAAGAAUGCGCAUGCGACGAGGAAGGCGACGGCGCCGCUUGUGAAGGCAAUUGUAGAAGGGAGUGGUUCAGACAACAGGCAAUCGGGGCUGUGA